UGCCGCAAGCCACGGAACGCCAAAGAGGGGAUAGUUGCCCCGAGUCGCAGCAUCGUAUCACCGUCGGCAGUUUUAGUGCUGAAUUAUUACACGUUCGCAUCGCAUCAUAAUGAGGUCCGUCCCGUUCCUGAUCCUCGGCCUCGUCGUCGCCGUGGCCUGCUCCGGCUCCAGUGCCGAAGACUCCGCCAAGAAGGGGCCAAAAGUCACCCACAAGGUAUGGUUCGAUAUCGAGAUCGGCGGUGAAAAGGCUGGCCGCGUCGAGAUCGGACUCUUCGGCAAGACCGUGCCCAAGACUGUCGAGAACUUUGUCGAGUUGGCCAAGAAACCCGUUGGCGAGGGCUACAAGGGCAGCAAAUUCCACCGAGUCAUCUCCAACUUCAUGAUCCAGGGUGGUGACUUCACCAAGGGUGACGGAACUGGAGGCAGGAGCAUCUACGGUGACCGCUUCGAAGAUGAAAACUUCAAGCUGAACCAUUAUGGAGCUGGAUGGUUGUCGAUGGCCAAUGCUGGUAAAGACACCAAUGGAUCUCAAUUCUUCAUCACUGUUAAACAGACCCCAUGGCUUGACGGAAGACAUGUUGUCUUUGGAAAGAUUGUUAAAGGAAUGGAUGUUGUCAGAAAGAUUGAGAGCACACAAACAGACAGCAGAGAUAAGCCAAAGAAGGAUGUUGUCAUUGCUGAUUGCGGUGCUGAAGUUGUUGCUGAACCUUUCAGCGUUUCUAAAGAUGAUGCCAGAGACUGAAUUAACUAAUCCUAUGGAUUCUAUAACCUUUCUCUCUCUAUCGAGCUACUCUAAUGUUAAUUUUUAUAAAAUGCAUAUGCACAAAAUGUU
Trichogramma pretiosum is the source of this 832-nucleotide messenger RNA. It is a transcript of the gene Ppib, whose product is annotated as peptidyl-prolyl cis-trans isomerase 5. The transcript is spliced from 4 exons. The record is from RefSeq and is a predicted model, not a curated record. Bases 110 to 742 code for a protein of 210 amino acids. NCBI's taxonomy places the organism in Eukaryota, Metazoa, Arthropoda, Insecta, Hymenoptera, Trichogrammatidae. Gene Ontology annotation, biological process: protein peptidyl-prolyl isomerization; protein folding. Gene Ontology annotation, molecular function: peptidyl-prolyl cis-trans isomerase activity. Gene Ontology annotation, cellular component: intracellular membrane-bounded organelle.